Messenger RNA from Chara braunii, 2525 nucleotides. Lineage: Eukaryota; Viridiplantae; Streptophyta; Charophyceae; Charales; Characeae. The record is from the annotation of a GenBank genome assembly.
GUGCGGUGCCGUGUCGCGCCGUGCCGCGCGUGCUGUGUGCCGUGCCGUGGCAUCUGAGCGGAGAAAACCGUGGCAUCUUCGCUCCCGCCAAGGCUUUCCGCUCAGCCGCUUGCGUGGCGCCGCGGGGAAGGAAGAUGGCUUCGACUGCUUGCGCGCGCGGAUGUGCUGGCGGGCUCCGCGAAAGCUUGCUUGCGCGCCCGACACGGUUCCACAUCUCGUGUCUUCAAUCCGGCGCAAUCCGAUGUAGUAGCCCAAUAGGAAGUCUGCCUGCUAUCCGACGGCGGCGAAGACAGCAUUGGGCGGCGGCGGCGGCGGCCGUCGGGGGGAGGACCAGCAACAAGAGCAGCUGUCGGCGGAGCGGCGUUGUGCGGCAUCCUAGCCGCACGCCGUCGUCGCGGCUAUCGACAGCGUCGGUCAACGGAGGGGGGGCGACCGAGCAAUGGAGCCGAAGUCUGAGCGCGCGUUUUCUUCCGCCUUUGCCACCCGCGCCGCUGCGUGACACCUGUGUCACUACUAGUGGGCGACGAAGAACGGCGCUCGUCACUGACGUGCGACGUCCAUCUCCCCGAGUUUGCGCGGCAAAUAACGUACCGGCGGCGGCGGCGGCGGACGUUGCUUUCGUCACCCCCGAGGAGGCAAGGGCACUGGUUAUCGAGGAAGGGUACACUGUGAUCGACGUGCGCGACAACACACAGUUCGAGCGGUCGCACUUGCGCGACAGCGUUCAUGUCCCUCUCUUCGUUGAGAACCGGGAUAUGGACCCUGCGACCAUCGUUAAGCGACAGAUGCACUCCAUGAUGACCGGCUCAUUGUACGGGACGGCCUUCACCAAACCCAACGACCGCUUCCUGCCAACCCUCGAAGCGAGGUUUCCCAAGACCAGUAAGCUUCUGGUCGUUUGCCAGGAGGGCCUUCGAUCUGCAAAGGCUGCCGAGGACCUCGUGGACGCUGGCUAUCAGCAGGUCAGCUGUCUGACAAGCGGCCUGCAGGCCGUUAAGCCCGGGCUGUUCGAGAAAGAAGGGGAGAGAGAGUUACAGGAUGCCGGCAAAGCAGGGAUCGCGGCCAUUCAAGGGAAGAUCAGCAUUGUUCUGGGGACUGUCCUCAUUACACUCUACUUGCUCUUGAAAUUGUUUCCCGAUCAGGCAGAGGAACUCUUCAAUCGAUUCGCCCCUUAGUCGCGUAGCCGGCGGAGCGGUGACUUUUUUGUUGUGGCGAAAAAAAAAUCGGAAAUUUUUUUUACCUCGUUUGUUUUGAAAGUUUCCGAGUUUUUCUUCAAGUCGUUGUUUUUCAAACUUUCGGAGUAACUGUUUUUUUUACCUCGGUUGUUUUUCAAACUUUCGGAGUAACUGUUUUUUUUUUACCUCGGUUGUUUUUCAAACUUUCGGAGUAACUGUUUUUUUUUUACCAUGUUGUUUUCAAAUUUUCGGAGCAACUGUUUUUUUUUACCUUGAUGUUUUCAAACUUUCGGACGUUUUUUACCUUUUUUUUAACCAAACUUUCGGAGUAACUGUUUUUUUUUUUACCUUGUUUCGGAAAGCAUGGGAACUUGUUACAGACUUAGAGUGUGUCUUGGUGAUGAAGCAUAGUACAGAGGCUAUUCCGAUCCCGAUCGAGUGGCUCCGUAGCUGGCUGAAAGGAAAAAAAGGCUGUUUGAGCCUUUGAGGUGAACGGAAAAGGAGUUGGGGGGGGGGGGGGAGGGGAGUAUCUCCGGGCAUCUCCCCGUAUCCAGGCAAGAAGGGGGGAAGAAAGAGAAGGCUGUAAUUCCGACACAUUGGGUAUCAAGGCAAGAAAGGGAGGAACUUUGAAGGAUGUAAUUUCGAGAAUUUUCGACACAAUGGCCAGCUGAUCUGCGCAGACAAAAAGAUUCUGAAGGGGAAAAAGAAAGGACCUGAGGGUACAGUGGGCGAGGCCCGAGAGUACGGCGGGGGGUCAUCACCGUCAUCUCCAUCUCCGCGAAUGCAUACAAGAAAAUAUCAUUUCCCGCGUUAUCAAUCAACAUACAACAUAUGCACAACUUGUCUGCACCGGGGCGUGGCACAGCCCCACGGGCCCACGGGCCCGGGUUGGACCUCUCGGGACACAGCCAUUACUCUCUAGGUCACGUCUGCAGCAGCCUCUACUUGGUUCCAUCGUCGGCUGCUUUGAGCCGUUGACAUCAUUUAGUAAUUUGUUUGUCAACAUGAUGUUUCGACUUUGAUGUUGAUGUGUGCGAGCUCUCGAAUGAUCGAAUCUCGAUGGGAAUCAAGAGGGAAGAAGUGGUGGUGGAUUCUGUGGAACUUGAAUGCAAUUGCGCUCCGAUCUGGUAGGGGCAUACAAGAGAUUAGCAGGAACUGCGGGCGGGCAGUAAAGGGAAAUCUUUAAUGGAAUGGUGAUGGCAUUCGGAGGCCAGCUUGGGGGACAAAUACGUUAAAGGAAGUCGGUAUUUAGGAAGGCCUGGAAGGGUGAUGAGGGAAGAGAGACGUUCGCCGCGCCGAUUAGGACCGUGGUUCAUCUUCUAGAACAGGAAAUCAACGGGACAAGGGUGU